This is a messenger RNA of Caenorhabditis bovis, 408 nucleotides long. NCBI's taxonomy places the organism in Eukaryota, Metazoa, Nematoda, Chromadorea, Rhabditida, Rhabditidae. The record is from the annotation of a GenBank genome assembly.
AUGCUUUUUUCCUUUCUUUUAUUGACUGAUGUUGCCUGCGGGUCGUCAGCACCGAGAACUCGGCGAAACGAUCGGGAGGAUGAUUAUGAUGAAGAUGAGGAAAAUUCAUUUCCGGGCAAAAUCCAACUGGUCCCUAUAGUGCAGAGGGACACCAAAAAUCGGCCAGAGGUGGCACAAAAAGUUCGUGACAUUAUCAAACAAAUGCCGGCAAACGAAACGGAUCGAAUUGGAAAAAUGCUAAAUAGCUCCUACGAAAAAAUGCAGCGCGACGCGAACGAAGGUGAUUCGGCGAUUCGGCAAAAAAUCCACCAGAACCCGAUCACAAAUGAAUCAAGGCUUGAAUCACCAAUGCUUUCAAUUGUAGCUUCUAUUGUCGCUUCUGCUCUCGUCUUCCUAUCGAUUUUGUAA